This is a messenger RNA of Ylistrum balloti, 10295 nucleotides long. Its product is annotated as fibrillin-2-like. The coding region runs from base 19 to 8457 and encodes 2812 amino acids. The transcript has 66 exons. Lineage: Eukaryota; Metazoa; Mollusca; Bivalvia; Pectinida; Pectinidae. Gene Ontology annotation, molecular function: calcium ion binding. The record is from RefSeq and is a predicted model, not a curated record.
GAUGUUAGAACAAACGUGAUGAAGGUAUUAACUGUUCUGUUGGUGGUGUUUGUGAUGGACAUUAAGGCACAGGACAGAAUGCGACAAAGACAUGCUUGGCAGCAGGACAGGAGUAGACGGCCGCAGCUCAGAGGGCCAAACGUGUGUGGUACGACCCGCCAGUAUUGCUGCAGAGGCUGGACCAGACCCGCCAACACCAUCCGGUGUAUCAUACCGAUCUGUGUACGAAACUGUGAUGGAGGGAUCUGCAUGCGUCCCAACCAGUGUCUGUGUCCAACCGGGAAUAUAUCCCCGUCCUGUAGAACCACACCUACCUGUACUCAAGCUUGUAUGAAUGGAGGUCGAUGCAUUGGAAAUGACCGCUGUUCCUGUAACUAUGGAUUUUCAGGACGUAGAUGUGAACAUGAUUACAGAACUGGGCCUUGUUUUACACAAAUCUCGGACAACAUGUGCCGUGGUCAGCUGACUGGAGUGGUGUGUACCAAGGCCUUAUGCUGUGCUACAAUAGGCAAGGCCUGGGGAAAGCCCUGUGAACAGUGUCCUGUACAUUCUCAGCCUUGUCGUAGGGGAUACAUUCCUAAUCUGCAAGCUCAGAAUUGUCAAGAUGUUGAUGAGUGUGCUGCUAUACCUGGGCUGUGUGUGGGAGGAAGGUGCAUAAAUACUCUUGGCUCCUACAGAUGUGAAUGUAAGGAUGGACAAAGUCAGAAUCCCAUCACACAGGUCUGUGAGGAUAUAAACGAGUGUGAAACCAUUCCAAACACAUGUGAAAAUGGAAAAUGUACUAACACAGAGGGCAGCUAUUUCUGUGUGUGUGAUCCAGGGUAUGAAACCAACGCUGACAAAACGCAGUGUGUAGUGGUGAAGAGGAAAACAUGCUUCAGUCGUAUCUCCCAGGGAACCUGUGCUGAACCCAUGGGAAUCCUUUUGUCUCUGCGUGACUGUUGCUGUGAGAUGGGAAAAGGCUGGGGAAAUUCCUCCAUUUGUCAGCUGUGUCCUGAGAAAAACUCAGAUGCUCACAGAGAGUUAUGUGAAGUCUCUGAUUUGAAAAGGAAUGAGUGUGGCCUGUUUCCCACUCUGUGUACCAAUGCUCGAUGUAUUAACACAUUACAAGCAUACCGUUGUGACUGCUAUGCAGGAUUCAAACCUACAAGUGACCCAGAUGUCUGUAUUGAUAUAAACGAAUGUCAAGAGGACCGUAGGCUGUGUUUAAAUGGACUUUGCGUGAACACAGAAGGAAGCUUCAAGUGUGAAUGCAAUGUGGGAUACACUUUGUCUACUGAUGGUCGUUAUUGCACAGAUAUGAACGAGUGUCAGACCAGUGGAAUGUGUCCCCACGGACGAUGCGUUAACAUGAAUGGCAGUUAUAAAUGUGAAUGUGACACUGGUUACAGACAGUCUUCCAACCAACAGAUCUGCUAUGACAUCAAUGAAUGCACAGAAAAUGGGAAGCUUUGUACCAAUGGCAUGUGUGAGAACAGUGAAGGGUCAUUCAGAUGUGUUUGUAACCCAGGUUAUCAACUGUCACCAGAUGGAGCCUAUUGUCUAGAUUACAAUGAGUGUGCUACCACUAGGAUGUGUACUCAUGGUCGCUGCAUCAAUAUGAAUGGUGGUUACAAAUGUAUCUGUAAUAUUGGAUUCAUGUCUACUCCUGACAACAGAGCUUGUAUAGAUAUCAAUGAGUGUAAGGCCAGACAGUCGCCAUGUAUUAAUGGAAUAUGCAUCAACAACCAGGGCAGCUUCAGAUGUGAGUGUCCUCCAAAUUUCCGUAUGGGACCAGAGGGAAGAACAUGCAUAGAUAGUAGGCGUGGCCAGUGUUACAGAGAGUACAGAAGUGGGCGUUGUUCCAGUGCUCUAGCUACCCUCAUGUCUAAGGCCAUGUGUUGUUGUAUGGAUACUGGUGGGGUCAAUAUCCUCAAAGGUUGGGGCCAGAGAUGUGAACCCUGCCCCACCCCAGGGGAUAGGGGCUACAGAGACUUAUGUAGUGACAUAGGAAGGACACCAGAGGGUGACAUAAAUGAGUGCCAGUUGAAUCCUUAUAUAUGUGUGAAUGGAGCAUGUGAGAACAGGGAUGGCAGCUACAGAUGCUUAUGUAAUCCAGGAUUUGAAUCUGAUCCAACUGGAAAGUUAUGCAUUGAUAUUGAUGAGUGUGUGAAGUACCCUAGCUAUUGUGAUGGAGGACAAUGUCGAAAUACAUUGGGAAGCUACCACUGUACAUGUCCAGCUGGAUAUCGGUUUAAACAACAAACCUCCAGCUGUGAAGACGAGAAUGAAUGUGAAAGCAACCCAUGCACCGAUGCAGAUUGCAAGAAUACUCCUGGCAGCUUCCGUUGUAUUUGUCGAGAGCCAGGUGCCUCCCUUGACUCUACAGGCAGGAUCUGUGUUGACAACAGAAAGGGAGCAUGUUGGCUGGAGAUCCGUAAUGGAAUGUGUGAAAACAAUAUGAGGGCACUGGUUACCAAGGGCGAGUGUUGUGGAAGUAUUGGCAAAGCUUGGGGCAGCCCUUGUGAGAUAUGUCCACCAGCAUCACAAUUAAAAUGCCCCCCUGGCUAUGCACCAAAAAGUGGAGUUUGUAUUGACAUCAAUGAGUGUGAGCUGUACUCAAACCUGUGUCAGGGGGGAGGUGAAUGUGUGAACACACCAGGAUCAUUCACAUGUAAUUGCCCACCAGGCCUAAGUCUUGAUUCCACAGGACGCACUUGUAUUGAUAUGAGAGAGUCUACCUGUUACCUGGGCUUCUCUAGAGGCAUCUGCACCAAACCUCUUUCAGGUCUGUAUCUGAAAGCUGACUGUUGUUGCUCACUGGGUAGAGGCUGGGGAACCGUUUGUGCUGCCUGUCCAGCUCGUGACUCAGUGGAGUACCAGGCUCUGUGUACCAAUGGAGGUGGCAGACCAAAAGACAUCAAUGAGUGUAUGCUCUAUCCAGGAAUCUGCAGUAACGGCAUGUGUCAAAAUACAUUUGGCAGUUUUGUAUGUACCUGUAACCAAGGAUUUGCUCUAGACAACACUGGCUUCAACUGUACAGACAUUGAUGAGUGUCGUAUCUCAUUUGGAGUAUGUGGUAAUGGAACUUGUCAGAAUACACCUGGAAUGUUCCGUUGUGUCUGUAACAAGGGCUUCAAGGGCAUCAUGAUGGAUCAAAUGUGUGUCGAUAUUGAUGAGUGUGAUGAGCAGCCAGGCCUUUGUAGAGGGGGCUCCUGUGUCAAUACCGUUGGUGGUUAUUUUUGUGAGUGUCCAGAUGGUCAUGUCCUUUCACCUGAUGGUCAGUCCUGUACUGAUGUGGAUGAGUGCUCAGAGAGCCAGAGUAUCUGCAAUAAUGGAAUAUGUGAGAACUUCCUGGGUGGUUAUCAUUGUCGUUGUUUUGAUGGCUAUAUCGCCACCCGAGAUCACACUACCUGUGUAGAUGAUAAUGAGUGCGCGGAAAGAAAUGGUGGAUGUGCGUCAUUGUGUGUUAACACUCCCGGGUCAUUUGUAUGUGGCUGUGACCCAGGCUUUGUACUGCUCCCUGACCAGAGGUCAUGUGGUGAUGUAAAUGAAUGUAAAGAGGAGACGGACAUUUGUCAGGGUGGAAAAUGUACAAAUCUACCUGGGAGUUAUAAAUGUACCUGUACUGAUGGCCUGAUUCCUUCUGUUGAUGGGAAAAUGUGUUUAGAUGUUGACGAAUGCUUGGCUAACAGGAACCUGUGUCUGAAUGGACAGUGUCAAAAUAACUACGGAUCAUAUGUUUGCAUCUGUGAAACAGGAUUCUCUGUCAAGAUGGAGACAAGGAAUCCAGGGUGUACAGAUGACAAUGAGUGUGAAUUGGGUACAGGUGGGUGUGAUUCCCAUGCAGUGUGUAUCAACACCAUCGGCUCCUACAAGUGUGACUGUAAACCAGGCUACACAGGCGAUGGAUUUACAUGUAGAGACAGUAACGAAUGUACACGUGACAAUGGAGGCUGUGAUCUUGAUGCUACCUGUAUCAAUGUUCCUGGCAGCUUCAAAUGUGUCUGUGAUGAUGGCUUUUCUGGUGAUGGUUUCCAAUGCAGAGAUGUGGACGAGUGCACACUCGAUUCAACACUGUGUAGGAAUGGUCAGUGCCUCAACUUCCCUGGUGGAUUCCGAUGUGACUGUGACAUGGGGUUCGCCCCUACAGUAGAUGAGAAGGCAUGUGUAGACAUAAAUGAGUGUGACACCUUUCACAACCUAUGUGUCAAUGGCGAGUGUGAAAACCUGGUAGGUUUGUUCAGGUGCAACUGUAACCAAGGCUUUAGACUGGACCAGUCAGGUGGCAAUUGUACAGAUAUAAAUGAGUGUACCAAUCCUGACAACUGUUUGUAUGGGACAUGUGUAAACACUGAGGGAGGCUAUAUCUGUCAAUGUCCUGCUGGCUAUGAAACCAACCCCACAGGAACAGGCUGCAUAGAUAAACGACUGGGCACCUGUUACAUGACAGUUCCUGAGAAUCGACCGUAUGGAAUAUGUACCGAUGUGAUAACCCUGGACACAUACCGCGCCACUUGUUGUUGUAGUAUUGGAAAAGGAUGGGGAGAGGAUCCUGGCUACUGUGAAAAGUGCCCUGUCAAUGGUACAAGUGAAUAUAAGACAUUAUGUCCAGGUGGGCCUGGCUUUAAGCCCUCAAUUGACCUCAUCCUGGAAGAUAUCGAUGAAUGUGAGGAGCUACAGAACAUAUGCCAGGGUGGUGAAUGUCAAAACACAUUUGGCAGCUUCAUCUGUGUAUGUCCGACCGGCUACAGGUUAUAUAAUCACCAGUGUAUUGAUAUUAAUGAGUGUGUUGAAGACAGCAGCCUUUGUGGGGAGGGAACUUGUAUGAACACUGAGGGCAGCUACAGGUGUGUGUGUCCAAAUGGCUACAUACCCAUGGAGGGUGACAUUGAUUGUAUGGAUAUGAGAAAGGGUGAUUGUUUCCCCACCUACUACACCACAACCCAGCCUCCCUUUACCCUGGUUUGCGAGAAUCCCAUCGCUUACAACAUCACCAGGGUUGACUGCUGCUGUUCUAUUAUUGGACAAGCCUGGGGGCAGCCUUGUGAGACUUGUCCUGAAAAACGCACCGCUGCGUAUGCAGACCUUUGUGAGCCUGAAAGGAUAGGAGAAGGUAUCAAUGAAUGUGAGAAAUUCCAAGGGAUCUGUGAAAAUGGUCGCUGUAUUGAUACAGUGCAGAGCUUCAGAUGUGAAUGUAAUGAUGGCUUUGAGUAUAAUCCAACAUCCUACAAGUGUGAAGACAUUGAUGAAUGCCGUUUGACAGGAGAAUCACCUUGUAGAGGUUAUGCUCAGUGUAAAAAUACUCCAGGCAGCUUUAAAUGCCAGUGUCCACCUGGGUAUAAGCUCUCAUCUGGGGGACGGCGCUGUCUUGAUGUGAAUGAGUGUGAGGAGCUGGCUGGUGUGUGUAUCAAUGGAGAAUGUGAUAACCUCGAUGGCAGCUUCAGAUGUACCUGUUUGCCAGGAUUCCGACUCAACACUAACAGAGAUGCCUGUAUUGAUAGAAAUGAAUGUACCGCAAGACCAGGGCGCUGUAGGAAUGGAACUUGUGAAAAUCUCAUUGGAGGAUUCCGUUGUCAUUGUUCUCCUGGGUUCAUUGUAUCUGAAAACCAAGACUGUCAAGAUGUCAAUGAAUGUCUGGAUCAGAUCGGUUUGUGUCAGAAUGGCCGCUGUGUUAACACAUUGGGCAGCUUCACUUGUGCAUGUCCACAGGGUUACCAGAUAACUAGAGAUGGCAUGGAUUGUCGAGAUAUUGAUGAAUGUGUGGAGAAAGAUAACAUUUGUCUGGCAGGAAGCUGUGUAAACAGUGAGGGAUCAUACAGAUGUAUCUGUAAUGAAGGCUACAUGCUUCAACAGUUAGACAACAACCAGUUCUGUAUUGAUGUGAAUGAGUGUGAGACUAUCGCAGGUGUAUGUGCUAAUGGUCAAUGUGAGAACAUUGAUGGAGGAUAUCGCUGUCAAUGUCCCCCUGACACCAUUCUUACUGACGAUGGCAUGAUGUGUCUAGAUGUAAGAGAAGGAAACUGCUUUGGAAGAUUUGAAGGUGGUCUUUGCCUAAAUGCCUUCACUAGGAACAUGACAAAAGCGAUGUGCUGUUGUACAGUUGGACAAGCAUGGGGAAACACCAACCAGUGUGAGGUGUGUCCUCAGCGAGGUGAAGCCAGUUUUAAAGCAUUGUGUACAGAUGACGAAGGAGUCAUCAUCAGCCCGGAUGGAGGAACAAUGGAUGUCAACGAGUGCAUGAUGUUCCCUGGCCUCUGUGAGAAUGGACUGUGUGUCAACACAGAUGGGUCAUUCCGGUGCGAGUGUGGUCAAGGUUACAAACUGGAUGACACAGGUCGCAGAUGUAUUGAUGAUAAUGAAUGUUUGGUUGGUAACAUCUGUGGGAAUGGAACAUGUACCAAUGUUGACGGAGGAUUUCAGUGUAACUGUGCUGAUGGAUUUUUACCGGGCAUGGACAAUACCUGUGAAGAUGUCAAUGAAUGCCUUACUGACCAGAACAACUGUGCCUUCCGCUGCGUUAACAUUCCUGGCUCCUUCAGAUGUAUCUGUCCUAAAGGGUACAACCUGGCACCCGAUGGCAUUCACUGUCAAGAUGUGGAUGAGUGUCAGAACGGAGACCACCAGUGUCGAUACGCCUGUAAGAAUCUUGUUGGUACAUUCAUGUGUGUCUGUCCUGAAGGCUACAGGGAAGUUGGACACAAUGAUUGUAGAGACAUUGAUGAGUGUGCCACACUUCGGGAUGUCUGUAGGAAUGGCCGCUGUAUCAACACUAUUGGAGGCUACAGAUGUCGUUGUCAGCCUGGCUUCUCUACUAGUCUGGAUGGCAGGGAAUGUCGAGAUACGAGGGAAGACUAUUGUUUCUUCGAUUUGGUUGGUGGCCGCUGUAGAAUUGUGCCAUCCAUAAGGAGAACCACACAGGUCGAGUGUUGCUGUACAGGAGCUGCUGCCUGGGGCCGAGGCUGUGACAGGUGUCCUCUUGUCAAUUCAAGACAAUUUAGAAAGCUGUGUCCAGAUGGAAUUGGCAAGAGACCUGGAGGAGAAGAUAUCAAUGAAUGUCUGCUGUUCCCUGGGAGAUGUAAGAACGGCCAGUGUAUCAACAAGCCAGGAUCUUACGGCUGUGUGUGUGACCGUGGCUACAAGACUGAUCAGACAGGCACCAGGUGUAUUGAUGUAAAUGAGUGUGAAGACCAGCGUUCACCAUGCGAGUUCACAUGCCUGAAUCUAGUCGGGAGUUACAAGUGUACCUGUCCACCAGGAUAUGUUCUUAAUAUGGAUGGCAAAACCUGCCGAGAUCUGGAUGAGUGUGCCACUAUGCAGCAUAACUGUCAACACCAAUGUAUCAACACAGUAGGCAGCUUUGAGUGUGGCUGUGCUACAGGAUUCCGCCGUGGCAUGGGAAACAGAUGUGUUGAUAUCAAUGAGUGUGAGGAGCAGCCACAAUUGUGUGGAUCCAAGGGUACCUGUAAAAAUACACCAGGCAGUUUCAGAUGUGUAUGUCUUAGAGGAUACACUGUGGACGAAUCUGGGACAAAUUGUGUAGAUAUUGAUGAAUGUGCUAAUGGGAAGUGUACAGAUGGCUGUGAGAACACUAUUGGUGCUUACCGAUGUCAGUGUCCGCCUGGCUACACUCUCCAUCCUUCUGUUGACCAGUGUAUUGAUGACAAUGAGUGUAAUAAUCAAGGAAUGUGUGGAACUGCAGAGUGUAGUAAUGAAGAAGGAAGUUACACCUGUUUCUGUCCACCAGGACUUGAGUUUGACCCAAACCUUAUGGCUUGUGUUGACCUUAAUGUGUGCAACAGCCAUCCCUGUCUGUUUGGCUGCUUACCCAAUGGGAUCACCUUUGUCUGUGGAUGUCCAACAGGCUACCAGAGUAUUGGACAAGGGCAUUGUGUGUCUACUAUCACACCACCAGAAGGUGACCUGAAUGAACUGUACCCCAACGGUAAUAUCCCUCAUGUUAAAGCACCAACAGAUGGGUCAUUACCACAUGGGGAGGGGUGCUAUGAGUGUGAUGUUGAAGACCAGGACCUACCCCUCACCAAACGCAGUAAGAGGGCUACUGGACAUCAAAACCACAAGGUACAAGACAAUGGUAAGAAGAGAAACCAUGCUAAUCAGAUGUCAAGCAAUGCCUCAAGGUCAAAUCAGAGUGUCCUUGACCCAGAUAAGCCAAUCGUGCUGUAUCUGAACAGGUCCACUAUCCGACGGAAAACAAAAGUGAUGAAGGUGCUCCCAGCUCUGGCAGCACUCAAGAACAAUAUCAGAUACUCUAUUGCACGUGGCAAUGAGCGACAAAUUUUCACCAUGCAUGAACGGAAAGGCAUUAGUUCUUUACGGUUCAGGAGGAAACUUCACAAACCUAAGAUGUAUCGCCUUCGUAUCACAGGUCGGCCUAUUAAGAAGAAAACAGAAAUUGCUGGUAAAAAUGUAAACCUUAAGAAAGUAGCAAUUCGACUAGAUAUUCACCUGGUAUGAGGCUGUAGAAGUUGAUGUUUAAGUGGAGAAUAUACUGAUAUUAAAAUUGUAGAAUGAUACUCUUUUGUUGGCCGUUUAUAAUGCAGCACAGACCUGAGGCAAGGAAGAUAAGUCUGUAACAAUUUGGAUAUUAUGCAUGCAUGGCCAAGGAUUUCCUUAUAUAGUACAUGUAGUUUAUAAUACAGACAUAAAGGGAUUGCCCUUCAGUACACAGGGGGCUACCUAGCACUUCCCCACAGGUAGAAAGCAAUCUGUAUUUAAGAAAUGUAUAUCAUAAUGUGGUGCUACAUGUAUGGUUUUGUAUGAUGAGUUUUAUUAUUAAGGUACGUUGUAUGGUAAGGUUAAUCAAUAGCUAUUUGAGAGCAAGUUCAGUGUCUGUUUGUUGCAUGCUUUCUGAAUCAAAUUGAUUCUAUGUCAAAGUUGUAGGAACUUCUCUGUGAAGUUGUGGGUUAAUUUUAUCAACUCAAAGCAUUAAUUCUGUUUCAAAUUUGGAAAAAAACUACACAAAGCAUUAAUCCUUGACUUCCUUUAUUCAAAAACUUAACCUCAAGAUUUCUUUAAAAUACCGAUGAAACAUUUGAAACUACAAAUAGUUUUCUACAGAAGAUUUUGAGUAUUGUUAAAACUAAAACUUUUCCUAACAUUCCUAUAAGUGAAAUGGCAUUUUGUUUUCAAUUUUUAUUACUCAUACUGUUUACAAAAUUCAAUUUUAUAGAGUGUAGACAUUAUACACUUGUCAUGAUCAGGACAAAUGGAAGAGUACCAUAACUGAACCCUUGCAGUAUUAUACAGAUUAUGUUUGUAGGACAAGUGGCAACAGAGAUUUUCUUUCCUUUUGGGCAGUCUUACCCAAUAUAUAAGGUUACAUGGUAUGUUUGCAGUUGUCUUUCAAGCUAAACUGUAUAUUACAACAUUUAAGUCAAUGUGAUCAGUUCAGGCCCCAUGGACCUUUUGUAUUUAAUUUUCAUAGAAUCAGCUAUCUGUCAUUCGUUCAAUUCAUCUUGCAAUAUAUGUUAUUUUAUACCAAUCUUUCGAUAAUGAGAACACACAGAGACCAGCGCUAUUACAUGCUUAAUCUUAUGUAAUGAUAUAGGUUUAUCAAGCACCUGCAUGUUAGAUUAACUGUUAGAAUCCAUAUAAGUAGUGUAUGUGAAGUGACACAGUAGAUAAUGUAAAAUCUCAUUCACAUUGUUUUACAUUAAAUGUUUACUGAGAUGUAUUAGGUAGACUAUAUUUAUGUGCAGCUAGAAGUACCCAUCCUAUUUUAACCAUGUAUAGAUUAUAUAUAGUGCUAAUAUAUGUGAUAUAACUAUGGUAAGAGUGCUGGUGUGAGAGAUCCUACUCCAGUGUAUUCUGUCUGUUGUUUGAAUGUGAACAAAUGGGAUACACUUCAACACAGUAAUAAAAAAUCCAUGGAUACAAAAAAAAUGGAGCACCAGAAUAAUCUGGGAUAUGAUGAAAGUUAUAUCCUAAAACUGUCACAUCAAGUACUUAAAAUACAUUUGGUAGUUUCUUGUUUUUCGAGAAAACUGAGGGUUAAAUGCAACCAAGAGAGAAAUACAGCAGAACAAUGUCAGAGAACAUUUAAAUUUAAUUCAGGUGUUUUUUAUUAAUUAAAGAAGUAAAGGACAUACAUACAUUUAUACAAGAAUCUGAAACAUUGAAACAAAUUUUUAAAGUGACAUCAGGAUCGACAAACAUAGAGGAUACUUACAGAAGUGGUGAACAGCUACUUGCAAAUGUCUACACAAAUGUGCCUUGAGACUUCCACCAUGGAGGGGAAACUUUUUGUAAACUUAUACAGAGUUUUAACUAAUAAAUGUGAUACUGGACAUCCA